Messenger RNA from Spodoptera litura, 609 nucleotides. RefSeq lists its product as uncharacterized. The record is from RefSeq and is a predicted model, not a curated record. NCBI's taxonomy places the organism in Eukaryota, Metazoa, Arthropoda, Insecta, Lepidoptera, Noctuidae.
AUGACUAUAUAACAGUCGGGUACACAACUCAGAAGCACAUUGUAUACACUUGGCUUCAAGUUGUCGUUUCCUACGGUUCGAAGAAAACACAAAAUAUAAUAAAGAUGAGGACUUUCAUCAUUAUCACAGUGCUGUCAGCACUCGCAGCUUGCUAUAGUGCCGCCGACCUCCCGAACGAGGAGAUAUCCGGAGGCUACACCGUAUUAUAUGAUGACAUGUCACCCGAAGGAAGGAUUGUGUCCAGCGCGGAGCUUAAUGCUAAUGUUUGGAUACCGAUAUCUGAGGCAACACUUUUGGCACCAGCGGUCGCAGGUCAAAGACAAUAUAUUACCAAGGUGUUCCAGGCUGCACCCGGGGUCAUCAUAAACGGACUCAGCGUUACUUACAGCAAAACUCCCGCGUAUUCAUACCGCAGUUCACUGGGAAGCGAUUCCAUGAUAGUGUCGAUAACUUCACACCCCGGUGACGAAAUUUCCUCAAAAAUUACAGUAUACAGAAGACCAUAGUAGACUGAUUGUGAUUCAUAAACUUAUAGUCAUCAUACCUUAAUGACACUAUGCGUGAAUAUUGUUAUCGGGAAACCUCUAAAUAAAUGAUAUUGAUAUAAAA